CCGGGUUAGCAGAGGCUAGAAAGUCAAGGCUGUCGGCGUCAGAGAUCGGCUUCCAGCGGCCAUGUAAUGAUUUACUUUGGUGUUUUAGGGACAGAGCAUCACCGCGGAUGGCCUGUGUUGUUGCUGCUCGCCUGGAGACGGGCUACGUGCUGAAUUGGUGAGAUCGGCAUCCUCGGUUAACUUCCUGUCUUCUUCUUCCUCUGCCGCCGCUGCUGCUGCUGCUCUCACCUACAUCCAUCCAUCCAUCCUUCCUUCCACUCAUCCGUGUCUCAAGCCUGACACUGCAGUUACAAUCAGACUGCAUGCAAAGCAGAGGCCAGGCGUGUGAUGGCUGCAGAGAGUGGAUCCACUUGUCCGUGAAGAGAUGAACCUGUUGGAUUCUGGCAGCUAGAGGCUUCCAUGGACGAUAUUAACUUUAUAAUGGCAAUAGGACCUCCCACUUGAAGGAAAGGAAGACAUUUAACCUGUGAUCUCCUGUAACACAGGUGGUGACGGCUCCCGGGUUGCAGUGACAGCCAGCAGUAAGUCUUAAGUGCAGGUGUUUUCCUGCUCUUCUUCCCUGUUUUUUUAAAUUCCCGCACUGGUGUCCUGCGGUCCUGGCAAAAUGACUGCGGACUGGGGUGAGAAGUCCACAGCGGAGCUCAUGAGCCGGUAUGUGCCCAAGGAAACGGGAUACGACGUACCCAAGGACGGCUGGCGGAUCUGCCUGGCACACGAGUUCAAGGAGAAGAGAAAGCCCUUUCAAGCAAAAGACGUGUCUCUAUCCAACGUGUUGGGACACAUCGGCCUCGGAAUCAGGUAUCUAAAAUGGUGGUACAAGAAGACCCAGGUGGAAAAGAAGGCUCCGUUCAUUGACAUGUUCCGUGCACAGCCUUUGCGUCAGAUAUAUGGCGUUCCGCUCGGAGGUAUCGGCGGCGGUACGAUCACUCGAGGCUGGAGGGGGGAGUUCUGCAGAUGGCAGCUGAAUCCUGGGAUGUACCACUACAAAACUGUUGUAGCCAAUCAGUUCACAGUGUGUUUACGCCGUGACGGCCUGACGGUCUACCAGCAGGUUCUGUCAGUGGAGCGUCCUCCCACAUUGCAAGGCUGGAACUGGGGCUACUGCGGGGAGUACGCCUUCUACCACGCCCUGUACCCUCGAGCCUGGACCGUCUACCAUCUGCCGGGACAGAACGUCACCCUCACCUGCAGACAGGUCUCCCCCGUCAUCCCUCACGACUACCAGGACUCUAGUCUCCCAGUGGCAGUGUUUGUUUGGGACAUAGAGAACAAGAAUGACUACCCUUUAGACGUCUCCAUCAUGUUCACUAUGGUCAACGGGUCGGGCUGCAAGGACGACAAGGGUGGGGGACACUGGAACGAACCGUUCCACCUGGAGAAGGAGGGGGAGGCAGUGUCUGGUGUCCUGCUGCAUCACUGCACUACAGUGAACCCUUACACGCUGUGCAUGGCAGCACGAGAGCAGCCUGACAGGGAGAUCAGUCACCAGACAGCAUUCAGUCCAAAGGGAACCUGUGGGGGUCUGUGGAGUGACCUCAUCAAGGACGGGCGGCUGGACUCUCCAACCGGCUCCAGCCCGCCAACACCAAAGGGAGAGAAGGUGGCGGCAGCGCUGGCUGUGGGCUGCUCGGUGCCGGCUCAGGGCCACAACGCCCUAGAGUUCUGCCUGGCCUGGGACAUGCCCAAGAUCAUGUUUGGCUCCAGGGAACGGGUGCACAUCAGGAGAUACACUCGUUACUUUGGGACAAACGGGGAUGCCGCCCCCUCACUCAGCCAUUAUGCUUUAACACACUACAGACAAUGGGAGAGGAGCAUCGAUGAGUGGCAGCAGCCCAUACUGCAGGACAGUUCUCUUCCCUCCUGGUACAAGUCGGCUCUGUUCAACGAGCUGUACUUUGUGGCCGACGGGGGUACGGUGUGGACAGAGCUGCCAGAGGACAGCGAUGUCAGCGGCGGGGUUCGCACCGAGGACGGAGGGCUGCCAGCUCAGCCUGCUGUCGUCAAGGAGUACGGCCGCUUCGCCUACCUGGAGGGUCAAGAGUACAGGAUGUACAACACAUACGAUGUGCACUUCUACGCUUCCUUUGCACUUAUCAUGCUGUGGCCCAAACUAGCCUUGAGCCUGCAAUAUGAUAUUGCUGGCAGUGUAGUUCAGCAUGACCCAACAGAGAGGCUCCAUCUGAUGAGUGGGCGCUAUUCCUCCGUCAAGGCCAAAAAUGUUGUGCCUCAUGACAUUGGAGACCCAGAUGAUGAGCCAUGGCAGAGGGUGAAUGCCUACCUCAUCCAUGACACUGCAGACUGGAAGGACCUAAACUUGAAGUUUGUCCUCCAGGUGUACAGGGACUUCCAUCUCACCCAGGACACUCAGUACCUGCAGGACAUGUGGCCCAUUUGCCAGGCAGUGAUGGAGUCAGAGAUGAAGUUUGACCUGGAUGGUGACGGUCUGAUAGAGAACUCUGGAUACGCUGACCAGACCUACGAUGGUUGGGCUGUGACUGGACCUAGUGCAUACUGUGGGGGACUGUGGCUGGCAUCGGUGUGUGUGAUGUGUAAAAUGGCCAGAAUGGUAGACAGUGAGGAGGCGUACCAGCGUUACAGAGACAUCCUGGAUAGAGGCAGCGCUGCCUUUGACAAGCUGCUGUGGAACGGCCAGUACUACAACUACGACAGCAGUGGAAGAGACCUGUCCAACAGUGUCAUGUCUGACCAGUGUGCAGGGCACUGGUUCUUGAGGGCCUCUGGGCUGGGAGAGGGCGAGUACCAGGCUUUUCCCAAGGAAAAGAUUCACAGUGCACUGAAGUCGGUCUUUGACUUGAAUGUAAUGAGCUUUGCCGGAGGCCAGAUGGGGGCAGUUAACGGCAUGCGUCCUGAGGGAGUUCCUGACCACUCCAGUGUCCAAUCCGAUGAGGUCUGGAUCGGAGUGGUGUAUGGACUCGCAGCCACCAUGAUCUAUGAGGGUAUGAGGGAUGAAGGUAUGCGUACGGCGGAGGGCUGCUACCGGACUGUGUGGGAGAGACUGGGCAUGGCCUUCCAGACUCCUGAGGCCUACUGCGAGAAGGGCAUCUAUCGCUCCCUGGCCUACAUGAGGCCGCUCAGCAUCUGGGCCAUGCAACUCGCUCUGGACGCUUCACACAAGGAUCAGACCACAUCCGAUCAGACUGGAAAAAACGACAGGGAGCAGGGCCCGAAUUAGAGACAAAGUCAGACUGGCAUAGGAGAAAGGAAUAACUAGGCCCUGGAAACCUCCAAACUCCUUGAACUGCCACUUCCCACAUGUAGUCCACUACAAAGCCUCAGCCUGCACUCUCCUGCUGACUGGCUAGAAAUCUUGAAAUGUGUUGCUCUGCAGUUUGUUUUGCUUCAGACGUUUUCUCAUUUCAGGCUGGAGUGACAACUGAGAUGGCAAAACUGGUUCAAUAACUAGAUCAGGAUAUUGUCACGGCAUUCUUAUUACUACAUUUUUUAGUCUCCUCAAAAGCCUAUAGAUGGUCUGACAUGUUUAAAGUGAAGGUAAUGUAGUUGAAUGCUAUUUGACAGUAGUGUUGGGGAUCACCUUGCAUUUGUCUGUGAUGCAUUACUGCUCCUAAAUUCAGUAAUCACAUUGCAGUUACUAAUCAAUUAUGUUGUUACUUUUUCUAGGUUCUUCAAUUAUCAGCAUAAUGGGGGGGGGUAAAAAAAAAAACAUCAUGAAACGUGGCUUUCAU
This is a messenger RNA of Myripristis murdjan (pinecone soldierfish), 3704 nucleotides long. It is a transcript of the gene gba2, whose product is annotated as glucosidase, beta (bile acid) 2. The record is from RefSeq and is a predicted model, not a curated record. Gene Ontology annotation, cellular component: membrane. The transcript is spliced from 19 exons. Gene Ontology annotation, biological process: carbohydrate metabolic process; central nervous system development; glucosylceramide catabolic process. NCBI's taxonomy places the organism in Eukaryota, Metazoa, Chordata, Actinopteri, Holocentriformes, Holocentridae. Bases 605 to 3193 code for a protein of 862 amino acids. Gene Ontology annotation, molecular function: beta-glucosidase activity; glucosylceramidase activity.